AUGACGUUCUUCACUAUCCACUUCAAUAUUAGAGGCCUUGAACCAAUUCAUGAUGGCGAACCUUUGGUUUCAUUUUUCCUUCUUCAUGUUCUCACUGCUUUGCUAUCUCAUGGUCUGUCCAAUUUAUGCCACAAAAAUUUCACCAAAAAUGAUGAAUUGGCACUUCUUGCUCUCAAAAUUUCUGUGAGAGACCCAUUCAAUCACUUGGCUAAUUGGUCUAGCUCUUUCUCCAUUUGCAAUUGGGUUGGGGUUACUUGUGAUUCUAAAGGUGAGAGAGUAAGUGUAUUGAAUCUUGCUCAUAUGAGUCUCAUGGGCACCUUACCCUCACAAGUGGGGAAUUUGUCCUCCCUUGUUGAACUUGCCCUUCAUAGUAACAACUUUCAUGGUGAGUUACCGAAGGAGUUGUUGCAGUUACAUAAGUUGAGAAUUCUCAACCUUAGCUAUAAUGAAUUUGAUGGGAAAAUUCCUGCGGGACUGGAAGUUUAUUUGCUCUUCAAUGCCUGA
This is a messenger RNA of Prosopis cineraria, 504 nucleotides long. Its product is annotated as tyrosine-sulfated glycopeptide receptor 1-like. The record is from RefSeq and is a predicted model, not a curated record. Gene Ontology annotation, molecular function: protein binding. Bases 1 to 504 code for a protein of 167 amino acids. The transcript has a single exon. NCBI's taxonomy places the organism in Eukaryota, Viridiplantae, Streptophyta, Magnoliopsida, Fabales, Fabaceae.